ACACGUUACAAUGUCUGUAACUUUGCAUACAACACUCGGCGAGCUGAAGAUAGAAAUUUUCUGCGAGGCAGUACCUAAGGCGGCAGAGAAUUUUCUCGCACUAUGCGCGUCUAAGUAUUACGAUGAUUGCAUUUUCCAUCGUAACAUCAAAGGCUUUAUGGCUCAAGCUGGAGAUCCAACCGGUUCCGGCAAGGGUGGUCAGAGCAUAUGGGGUAAACCUUUUGCAGACGAGAUACGCUCCACCUUGAAGUUCAACGCCCGUGGUAUGGUUGCUAUGGCGAAUUCUGGUCCAGACACCAACAAAUCCCAGUUCUUUAUAACCUACGCCAAACAACCCCAUCUUGAUGGCAAGUAUACUAUAUUCGGGAAAGUCAUAGAUGGCGCAGAUUCAACUCUUGACAUCAUGGAACGCGCUCCCGUCAACCCGAAAAACAGACCACUCUCAGAGAUCAAAUUGACACAUAUAACUAUCCACGCAAAUCCGAUCGCUGAUGCACAGUUGGUAUCACGUUGAAUGACUAUCGUAUUCUUGUUUCUGGUAUAUCAACUCGAUGGACAUUAUCACAAAAGUAUUACUGCAGACUGUGUCCUGUUUCCAACUUUACAUGGUGUUGUUUCAAAGGUAAUCCCACGUAAUACACCGCUCGUGGCACUAAAUAUACAACAGAGAACACCCUACUCUAGAAUGUACGUCUGAACGUUGGUAUCAUCGCUUGAUAAACCCUACUAGCUCUUUUUGCAAUUCUCUUUGUCUUCGCGCCUUCUCCAAAUCAUCGACGCUUCGUAAAUCGUAUAUGAUGUCGCGUGUUUUG
Molecule: messenger RNA, 812 nt
Organism: Serpula lacrymans var. lacrymans S7.9
Lineage: Eukaryota; Fungi; Basidiomycota; Agaricomycetes; Boletales; Serpulaceae
Product: cyclophilin-type peptidyl-prolyl cis-trans isomerase
Exons: 6
Coding region: 11-514 (167 amino acids)
Biological process (GO): protein peptidyl-prolyl isomerization; protein folding
Cellular component (GO): catalytic step 2 spliceosome
Molecular function (GO): peptidyl-prolyl cis-trans isomerase activity
Source: RefSeq, a predicted model, not a curated record